AUUGGCUGAGCAGAACUGUCCGUCUUCUCGUGUUUCGCAGCGCGGCGCGGAGCGGUGGCGCGCGGCCUGUAAAGAGACAGUCUUCAAGCCUGCAGUCAGGAGAAGAUGGCGGUCGCAGUGAGAACUUUGCAGGAGCAGCUAGAAAAGGCCAAAGAGAGUCUAAAAAAUGUGGAUGAGAAUAUUCGCAAGCUCACCGGACGGGAUCCAAAUGACGUGAGGCCCAUCCAAGCCAGGUUGCUAGCCCUUUCUGGUCCUGGUGGAGGUAGAGGACGCGGUAGUUUAUUGCUGAGGCGUGGAUUCUCAGAUAGUGGAGGAGGACCCCCAGCCAAACAGCGAGAUCUUGAAGGGGCAGUCAGUAGGCUGGGCGGGGAGCGUCGGACCAGGAGAGAAUCACGCCAAGAAAGUGACCCAGAAGAUGAUGAUGUUAAAAAGCCAGCAUUACAGUCUUCAGUUGUAGCUACCUCCAAAGAGCGUACACGUAGAGACCUUAUCCAGGAUCAAAAUAUGGACGAAAAGGGAAAGCAAAGGAAUCGACGAAUAUUUGGCUUGUUGAUGGGCACUCUUCAGAAAUUUAAACAGGAAUCCACAGUUGCUACUGAAAGGCAAAAGAGGCGCCAGGAAAUCGAACAGAAACUUGAAGUGCAGGCAGAAGAAGAGAGAAAGCAGGUUGAAAAUGAGAGGAGAGAACUAUUUGAGGAAAGACGUGCUAAACAGACAGAACUGCGACUUUUGGAACAGAAAGUUGAGCUUGCGCAGUUGCAAGAAGAAUGGAAUGAGCAUAAUGCCAAGAUAAUUAAAUAUAUAAGGACUAAGACAAAGCCCCAUUUGUUCUAUAUUCCUGGAAGAAUGUGUCCAGCUACCCAAAAACUAAUAGAAGAGUCACAGAGAAAAAUGAAUGCUUUAUUUGAAGGUAGACGCAUCGAAUUUGCAGAACAAAUAAAUAAAAUGGAGGCUAGGCCUAGAAGACAAUCAAUGAAGGAAAAAGAGCAUCAGGUGGUGCGUAAUGAAGAACAGAAGGCGGAACAAGAAGAGGGUAAGGUGGCUCAGCGUGAGGAAGAGUUGGAGGAGACAGGUAAUCAGCACAAUGAUGUAGAGAUAGAGGAAGAGGAAAAGGAAGUAGGUAUAGUUCAUAGUGAUCCAGAGAAAGAACAGGAGGAGGAGGAACAAAAACAGGAAAUGGAAGUUAAGGUGGAGGAGGAAAUUGAAGUCAGGGAAAGUGAAAAACAACAGGAUAGUCAGCCUGAAGAAGUUAUGGAUGUGUUAGAGAUGGUUGAAAAUGUCAAAAAUGUAAUUGCAGAACAGGAGAUAAUGGAAACUAAUCAAGUUGAAAGUGUAGAACCUUCAGAAAAUGAAACCAGCAAAGAAAUGGAGCCAGAGGUGGAGUUCGAAGUUGAGCCAGAUAAAGAAUGUAAAUCUCUUUCUCCUGGAAAAGAGAAUGCUAGUGCUGUAGAAAUAGAAAAGGAACCAGAGGAAAAUGAAGAAAAGGAAUCUGAGCCCCAGCCAGAGCCUGUGGUUCAACCUCAGCCCCAACUCCAAUCUCAUUCCCAGUCUCAGUCCCAACCAGUGCUCCAGCCCCCAUCUCACUUGCAGUCUGAAACUUUGCCAUUAGCUGUUUUACAGUUACCAACUCAGAUUGUUCAGGAGCAAGGACAUUUACUACCUGAGAGGAAGGAAUUUCCUGUAGAAUCUGUAAAACUCACUGAAGUAUCACUAGAGUCAGUCUUAACAGUACAUACAGAGAGCAAAGGCAAAACCAAAACUAGGAGCAGAAGCAGAGGUCGAGCUAGAAAUAAAAGUAGCAAGAGUAGAAGUGGAAGCAGUAGCAGUAGUAGUUCUAGUAGUAGUUCAACCAGUAGUAGCAGUGGAAGCAGUUCCAGCAGUGGCAGUAGUAGUAGCCGAAGUACUUCCAGUAGUAGCUCCAGUACAAGUGGUAGCAGCAGCCGAGACAGUAGCAGCAGCACUUCUAGUAGUAGUGAGAGUAGAAGUCGAAGUAGGGGCCGGGGACAUAACAGAGAUAGAAAGCACAGAAGGAGCGUGGAUCGGAAGCGAAGGGAUACUUCAGGACUAGAAAGAAGUCACAAAUCUUCUAAAGGUGGUAGUAGUAGAGAUACAAAAGGAUCAAAGGAUAAGAAUUCCAGGUCCGACAGAAAAAGGUCUAUAUCAGAGAGUAGUCGAUCAGGCAAAAGAUCUUCAAGAAGUGAAAGAGACCGAAAAUCAGACAGGAAAGACAAAAGGCGUUAAUGGAAGAAGCCAGGCUUUCUUAGCCUAUUCUUUGCAGCAGAAGAUUUCUUGAGUAAAAGGAUUACCUUUCCUUGUAAGGAGGAUGCUGCCUUAAGAAUUGCAUGUUGUAAAAAAAUCUUUUUGGAAAAUACAGACUUUGUUUACCAGACAUUCUUGUACUUUUUGCAUAAUUUUGUAAGAGUUAUUUAUCAAAAUUAUGUGAGGUUCCAAAAUAUGUAAAAAAUAAUAAUAAAAAAAGAUUAACAUCCCUUGUCAUCUUUUUUAAAUAUCCUAUACUCUUCAGUAAGAAUCUGUAUAUUUUAAUAGGUAAAUCUUUAAACUCUGUUCCUGUCUAAUUCUGUAUCAUACAUUGCUUUUGUAGAAAUAAAUGUGCGUUUCAUUACAUUUGAGAUGUCCUCGUUGACACUUGUGUAAUAAAUACUCUCAAUAUCAUUUUCAGCUUUUAUCACUAGAUACUGAACAUGAUUAUAAUGUUUUUGAAGGUUUCUUCACUUGGAUGAUUAUUUUGAGUUUUCAAAGUCAGAUCUUUUGGGCUUUGAUAGGGAACUUCGUUCUCUUUAUUUUAAAAUCAUUUACUAUUUUUUAAUCUCGUUAUUUUAACAUGAGCAUUUUUCCCUGUUCCUCAUAUUUAAGCCAGAUGUUAAGGCUCAGUAGAUAAAAGUGAUAAAUCUGGUUGGCAGAUUUAUCUUUUUGAUUAUGGGAACAUCAUUCUUUUGUCUCCAUAGUUAACUCGCGUGAUGCAGCUUAUACAUCUGUUAGAAAAUCACUCUACGGGAGGGAAGUAGAAAAGUAUCUUCUAAACUUGGUUUUUGAGUUUGUGAUCUUGUCUUAACUUUUGUCUUGACUCUUAACUGAAACAUGCCAAUACGUGUUUUCAAUAAUUUUUGUUUUAAGGAAGUAUUGUAUGACAGUUGAUAAAAUGAGAGGAGUUCAUCUAGACUUGAAUAUGUAAGCAAGAUAGCACAUAAGUGUACCAAGUGAUUAUACUUUGUUCGAUUUAUAAAUUUGUAUGAAUUUGAGUAUCUGUUGCCCAUUAUUAUACAUGUGCAAAUAAAUGUGGCUUAGACUUGGACUGCUUAAGACUA
Molecule: messenger RNA, 3326 nt
Organism: Chrysochloris asiatica (Cape golden mole)
Lineage: Eukaryota; Metazoa; Chordata; Mammalia; Afrosoricida; Chrysochloridae
Gene: PNN
Product: pinin, desmosome associated protein
Exons: 9
Coding region: 106-2241 (711 amino acids)
Cellular component (GO): catalytic step 2 spliceosome
Source: RefSeq, a predicted model, not a curated record